Messenger RNA from Neocloeon triangulifer, 3158 nucleotides. It is a transcript of the gene ome, whose product is annotated as venom dipeptidyl peptidase 4. Lineage: Eukaryota; Metazoa; Arthropoda; Insecta; Ephemeroptera; Baetidae. Gene Ontology annotation, molecular function: serine-type peptidase activity; dipeptidyl-peptidase activity. Bases 519 to 3032 code for a protein of 837 amino acids. The record is from RefSeq and is a predicted model, not a curated record. The transcript has 16 exons. Gene Ontology annotation, biological process: proteolysis.
GAUCAGUCGGCCUGGCGACGUUGGAUGGAUGCUGUGUCUGUGUGAUUCUGUGAGUGUGUCUGUGUCAAACAUUUUCGUACGUGUUUUGGUUUUACGGCCCGCGAGUGAGUUCAGCAGGCCCCUCGCGCCGUCAUCCGAAUUAGUAGUGGAGCCGCUUUUGGUUCAUUCGCCCGAGCCGACCGACACGAGAUUCUCUUUUUGACAGUCCGCGCGUCAAAUCGCACCUCGCCGCGGCCGCCACUGUAAAAGUGCACAAAGCGCGGACGGUUUGACACAAAAUCGGCGUGUUGCAUUUGGCAGGCGGAAAGCAGGAAGCGACGCGCGCGGUGCCUAUAAAUGUAGGUUACUAGUGCAGAGGCGCGCUUUGAAUUCGCCAGCAGCGACUUUUUCGAGCACUUGCUGCUGCAGGUGUAUAUUAUUUUGAAGAAGAAGAAACGGCAAGUGGAGGUGCGCACCCCACCUGCGACACUCGCUGAUAUCGCGGCAGCCAGUCUUGCACGUCGCCUCACCAGAGCAACAUGAGCGCGAGGGCGUCCGACGCCGGCUCGGCCCAGCACACGCCCAGGGUCAGCCUGGAAAUGGGCACUGCCAGCCACGAGGUAAAAGAUCCUGCGCACCGACACUCAUACAACACUGAUAAACAAGACUUGCUCGACGACAAGCGACCGGUGGGAUGUUCGCGGAAGGCGCUGCUUUUGACCGGAGGGUUGACGGCCGGCGUCAUCAUCAUCGUAGUCGUUCUCAUUGUGACCCUCGGCGGUAUCGACGGCGGCGGCAACUCCGAGGAAAGCAAAGACCCGCGGCCGGCAUUCACCCUCGAUGAUUAUCUGAGCGGGCGCUUCUCGGCGGUGCGCUUCAACGCAACCUGGGUGUCGGACACGCGGCUCAUGUUCAGCAACGCGGAGGGCGAACUGCUGCUGCAUGACCUGUUGACGAACACAACCGAGACGCUUCUCACACCCCAAGAUGAGCCGAAGCUCAGUAUCAGUUUCCUGCAGCAGUUGUCUGCCGACCAGCAGUUCCUUUUGAUCGCAUACGAUUACCAGAAGCUUUUCCGUCACUCAUUUUACGCCAAUUACACUGUGAUCAACUUGAGCACAAAAGUGUCCACCGAUUUAAUCGCCCCCGAUGGCUCGAAACGACUUCAGUUAGUCAAAUGGUCGACGGUGGGAAAUGCGUUGGCCCUCGUCAGGACCAACAACAUCUACUACAUGAAAACGGCAGCAAACACUGAAAUGAUUCAACUGACGAGCACUGGAUUGCCCAACAUAGUUUACAACGGAGUGCCUGACUGGGUUUACGAAGAGGAAGUGCUCGGCAGCAACGACGCAAUGUGGUUCUCGCCAGAUGGCAACAAAUUGGCGUACAUGACCUUUGACGACACUAAUGUCAAGGUGAUGACGUUCCCAUACUUCGGACAGCCGGACAACCUCGAAUUUCAGUACUCCAUCAACGUGAACAUCCAUUAUCCCAAGCCUGGCUCUCCCAAUCCGACCGUGUCCCUAAACGCAGUUGACCUCACAGUGGAAGGAAACACAACUCCAGUGGUCAUGGCACCUCCACCAGAAGUUGGAAGUGAGCCAGUGCUUGCAACUGUUACCUGGUCCAAAGUGAACGAGUUGGUGGCCGUGUGGAUGAAUAGAAUUCAAAACAGAUUCAUGAUCACCGCACACGAAUUUGCAAACGGAUCUCCCCUGACUAUCAUGGAUCACACGCAGCCAGAUGGUUGGGUCGACUUGUUUGUUCCUCCGACGGUUUCGAGCGACGGCAAUCGCAUCCUCGUCAUCCACCCGCACAACCAAGGCACAGCUGGAGACUUCAGACACUUGACCCUAGUCACGAGGGACCCUAUUAAGGGCACCAAGGCCACGAUAGCCCUUACGCAAGGAGAGUUUGUCGUCACAAGCAUCGUUGCCUGGGAUGAAGCCAACAAUAAAGUAUUUUUCCAAGCAACAAAUCCCACCGACCCUGCCCAACUGGGUUUGUAUACUGUGACCGACAACUUGGCCCUGCCAGAGCCUCCUACGUGUGUUUCCUGCGGGGUCAAGGUGACCGAGACCAGGCAGGCCUGCACCUACGUGUCCGCCUCGUUCAGCUCGGACAAGUCGUACUACAACCUGAACUGCAAUGGCCCUGAUGUGCCCGGCACCCUCAUUUUCAAGAAGAAUGGGGAACUGGUGACCACGUGGGAGGACAACAAGAAACUGGCCGACUUCAUGGGCCAGCACUCGGGGCCGACGAAAAGGCGCCUCCGAGUGCCCGUCCCAGGAGGCUUGGAGGCCUACGCCCAGAUGCUGCUGCCCCCUGACAUGGACACUUCUGGCAACACCAAGUACCCCAUGCUGGUCAAUGUGUAUGGAGGGCCUGAUUCAUCGCAAGUCUCGGACCGAUUCGUUGGCGACUGGGGCACCUACUUGACGACAAACAGGAGCAUAAUUUAUGCAGCAAUCGAUGGACGCGGGUCUGGACUCAAAGGAAACAAGAUACUUUUCUCCGGUUACAAACGGCUCGGAUCAGUUGAGAUCGAGGACCAGAUCAAUGUGACCAAGUAUUUGCAAAGCCAAUUCCCAUUCAUCGACUCAACUCGAACCGCAAUUUGGGGUUGGAGCUACGGUGGCUACAGCACAGGAAUGGCCCUGGCCAAAGACACAUCUGGUGUGUUCAGAUGCGGAAUGUCGGUUGCCCCAGUCACCGACUGGAUUUAUUACGAUUCGAUUUACACGGAGCGUUACAUGAGACUACCAACAACAGACGACAACUUGCUUGGCUAUCAAUUGGCCAAUUUGAACAGAAUUGUGGACAAUCUCGGCCGGAACGAGAACAGGUACUUGCUCAUCCACGGAACAGCCGAUGACAACGUCCACUACCAGCAGUCCAUGAUAUUGUCCAGGACUCUGGAGUUGAAGGACAUUUUGUUCCAACAACAAAGCUAUCCUGACGAAGCACAUGGCUUGAACGGCGUGUCACCGCAUUUGUACCACACGCUGGAGAACUUUUUGGACGUUUGCCUGGACCUGCCGCCGAGAACGUGAACAAAAAUUUUGUGCUAUUUUUCUAUUGUGCCAACUGUGAGUGUGUGAAUUCAGCCAGACAGGGAGAUUGAGUUAUGCUUAUUUUAAUUAAUCUUAUUGAUAAAUAAAAACGUUUUAAGAAAUAUU